CACGGAAUGUUUUGGAUAAAAAAAAAGAGUUGUCAUUCUACUCAAUUGGUAUUUGCAAAUCGUUUGCGUUUUCUUCGGUUUCACAAUUAGAUUCUUGUGGCGAAGGUCGGAGGUUUGAAGAAUUCUUGUUAAUUUUAGCCGGUGUUCCUAAAUACUUCGCAAGUAUGCCUGCUGGAGGUGCUUUGUUUGGGAGUGCAGUUACAGGACCAGGAUCUACUGGUGGAAAUAAACAUUUAGUAGAAAUGAGAGCUGGAAAGAUGAAUUUAAAAGGACGAAUGGUAUAUCCCGACAAUAGAAAAGGCUUACUUUAUGUUUAUCAGAGUGAAGAUUCCUUAAUGCAUUUUUGUUGGCAAGACAGAACUACCGGAGUUGUUGAGGAUGAUUUGAUAAUUUUUCCCGACGAUUGCGAGUACAUCAAAGUACCCCAAUGUGCCACGGGACGAGUUUAUCUGUUAAAGUUCAAGUCGUCUAACAGAAAGUUUUUCUUUUGGUUGCAAGAACCGCGCAAUGAUAAGGACGAUGAAAACUGUAAACGAGUCAAUGAACUUUUAAAUAAUCCAUCCAGUGCAGUACAACAAACCCAAGGUCCCGAUCAGGAUUUGCAAUCCCUACUGAAUAAUAUGUCCCAGUCACAGUUGAUGCAGUUGUUUGGUGGAGCAGGCCAGAUUGGUGGACUCUCCAGUUUGCUUGGCACCAUAAGGGGUCCUGGUGGGAGCGCACGUACUACUACACCAGCUAUUACUCAUCGAACUACUGCUAGCACACCAACCACCAAUACAGUUAGUAGUCCGAGUACUCCGGCUACUCCUCAGAAUGCUCCUAUUCCAGUAACCACACCCGCAGCACCACGACCGGCUCGUGCCUUCGAACCCAGUCCAAUACAGUUGGCGCAUUUACAGGAUUUCUUACAGAGGAUCGCACCUGUGUCUGGCAGUCAACAGCAACAACAGCCGACUCCUCAACAGUCAGUUGACUUGUCCACAGCUUUGACUGGAGAAGCUCUGACUGGAAUAUUGAAUAACCCAGAUGCUCUGCAGCAACUCCAACAACAUCUUCCUCCUGUCGAUGAAAAUACCCAAGAGGCCUUGCGAACUACAUUGGCCUCUCCGCAGUUUCAACAGGCCGUUUCACAAUUCUCGAGCGCUUUAGAAUCGGGGCAACUCGGUCCCGUAGUAUCUCAACUAGCCGUCAACCCUGACGCGGUAGCGGCUGCCGCUUCCGGAAAUAUGCAAGAGUUUGUAAAAGCGUUGGAAAAAACAAAUCCUUCUGAAAACACUGCCAAUGCUGUCGAAAAAGAUAAGGAAAAUAAAAGCGAGAAGAAAGAUGAUAAAGACGACGAUGAACAAAUGCAGCUGGAUUAAUAAUGUCAUUUGCGAAAAUAACUUUUUCGAUGUAGUAUGCCUCUAUGUAUUGGUUUAAAUAGAUAACUGUUGAAGAAAAUGUUUGUGUAUA
Messenger RNA from Cylas formicarius (sweet potato weevil), 1452 nucleotides. RefSeq names its product proteasomal ubiquitin receptor ADRM1 homolog. Gene Ontology annotation, cellular component: proteasome regulatory particle, lid subcomplex; cytoplasm; nucleus. NCBI's taxonomy places the organism in Eukaryota, Metazoa, Arthropoda, Insecta, Coleoptera, Brentidae. The transcript is spliced from 8 exons. Gene Ontology annotation, biological process: ubiquitin-dependent protein catabolic process. The record is from RefSeq and is a predicted model, not a curated record. Gene Ontology annotation, molecular function: proteasome binding; endopeptidase activator activity; ubiquitin binding. Bases 165 to 1361 code for a protein of 398 amino acids.